CACCCAAGCCCACAACAGGACGGACGAGAGAGCAAUAAGCAAGAUAUAACACCAUGUCUUCCGCCGAAGCAACCGGUGAAACGCCCCUCGGGGGGCCCGGGGGACACUACGACUACCUCGUCAUCGGCGGGGGCAGCGGAGGCGUUUCCAGCGCCCGCCGGGCCGCGUCCCACGGGGCCAAGGUCGCCUUGAUCGAAGGCACCCCGAACCUGGGAGGGACUUGCGUUAACGUGGGCUGCGUGCCGAAGAAGGUCAUGUUCAACGCCGCCCACAUUAACGAGAUGCUGCACGCUUCCAAGCACUACGGAUACACGGUGGGCGAGACGUCGUUCGAUUGGGGAAAGCUCAAGGAGAUGCGGGACGCGUACGUCAGGCGGCUGAACGGCAUCUACCACCGCAACGUGGAGAAAUCGGGCGUCACGCUUGUCUACGGGAUGGCCAAGUUCGUGGGGCCGAAGAAGGCUGUUGUCGAGGGCGUGGAGUAUACUGCGGACCACGUCAUGAUCGCCGUGGGGGGGACGCCGUCGAUGCCAGACGUGCCCGGAGCGGAGCUCUGCAUCAACAGCGAUGGGUUCUUCGACGUCACGGAGCAGCCCAAGAAGGUGGCGGUCGUGGGCGCCGGUUACAUCGCCGUGGAGCUCGCGGGUAUCUUCGACGCCCUCGGCACGGAGACGCACCUAUUCAUCCGGCACGAGCGUGCCAUGCGAACGCUGGACCCCCUCCUCAGCGACAUACUCGACCUCGAGAUGGCACGCGCGGGUCUGGCCGUGCACAAGAACUCGACGACGGAAAAGAUCACCAAGGACGAAGCGACGGGAAAGCUCACCCUGCACACCAAGGACGGGCAUGCGCUCGGCGACUUGGAUGUCGUCCUGAUGGCCAUCGGGAGGUCGCCGAACGUGGGGUCGCUGGGUCUCCCGUCAGCCGGCGUCGAGCAGUCUGAGAGGGGACACAUCACCGUGGAUGAAUGGCAGAAUACUAGCGCCGAGGGGGUGUACGCGCUGGGCGACGUGACCGGCAGGGUGGAGCUUACGCCGAUGGCCAUCGCCGCCGGUCGGACGCUCUCGGACAGGCUCUUCGCGGGUAUGAAGGACGCCAAAGCGGACUACACCAACGUGCCCACGGUGGUGUUCUCUCACCCUCCCAUGGCGACGUGCGGAUUGACCGAGCCGGACGCCAGAGCGGCGUACGGGGAGGAUGCCGUCAAGGUUUACCAGAGCAAGUUCACCAACCUCUUCUUCGGCCACUGGCAGAUGCCCCCGGAAGACAAGGAGAAGACGGCAAUGAAGGUGAUCGUGACGGGCGAGAGCGAGAAGGUGGUAGGCAUCCACAUCAUCGGCAUGGGAGCCGACGAGAUGAUGCAAGGCUUCGGCGUGGCCAUGAAGAUGGGUUGCACGAAGGCUGACUUGGAUUCCUGCGUGGCGAUCCACCCCACGGCCUCGGAAGAGCUAGUCACCCUCGCCCCUUGGGGGCUCGAAAACGGGAAGCGAAGCGGGGUGUAAGGGCGGCGGGGAGGGGGCUGCAGUCCGUUCGCCGCCUUCUUGUUGUUGAGCCUGAUUGGCGACUGUUGUUGGUGUUCUUGCGGCUUCCUGCAAGUGACUUGGUUGGCGGACUGACUGCACUCCGCUGCCUGAUCGGUUGUUGUUGUUGGUGGGGGUGGUGAUGCUGCUGCUAGUGAAGUUGAGCCUUUCUGCAACGGCUUUGUUGUCGUCGCUGCAGCAGUCUACAUAGUCUUGCCGCGUUCUGCCUGCUUGGUGCAGGAUUCACUCUUUUAGAGUCGAUUUCCCCUGAAGGAAUAGUCUAGAACAGAUUUGUAGCGAUUGUGAUGAAACGAUUGGUGCAGGAUUCACUCUGUUGGUGGGUCUAGUCCCAGAGGAAUAGUCUCGACCUAAUAGCGACUAUGGUACAAUUCUCGCAGUUAUUUCCAUGUCUCUACAAUUGUAUCCUAUCUACACUUUUCCCCAGAGCGUCUUGCUCUUGGUGAUGAUGUUUGGCUGGGCUUCCCCCGUGCCCCUUGCUACUGCUGCAGUGCUGUUGGCGUGGCCCCCGUGUUGGGGAGCGAGCCAGGAGGAGGAGACAUCGUGCAUUGCUGUGGCAGUGCCGGUGGCGCGUCGAUCGCGCCUACUCCUUGUCUACUGCUUCCAUGCGUGCCUCCUGAAGGCGGAAUAGAGGUCCGCAACAGUCACAGCAACCGUCCAUGUACUUGUAUUGCCUGUUGCUGGGGCGCACAAGAGAGAUGGAUGGGUGUUGACGAAAACGCUGCACAAUACGUAGGAACAGUUCGCAGCUCAUUGCCGAGCCCCGCUGAGCGUAGGGCAAACUACGUACCUGUGCCUAUUUCUUUCGCUAAUUCGAAGCUUGUUUUUUUUGUCGCGUCGAGAAUCCGAGAUCCCGGGAUUUGUAGGCUCCUACAGCGACCCCAGAUCCCUGGUG
Ectocarpus siliculosus is the source of this 2433-nucleotide messenger RNA. The record is from the annotation of a GenBank genome assembly. Lineage: Eukaryota; Phaeophyceae; Ectocarpales; Ectocarpaceae.